This is a messenger RNA of Caenorhabditis auriculariae, 3958 nucleotides long. NCBI's taxonomy places the organism in Eukaryota, Metazoa, Nematoda, Chromadorea, Rhabditida, Rhabditidae. The record is from the annotation of a GenBank genome assembly.
AUGACCAAUAGGAUGCCAAACAAAGUAAAUUAACUAUAGACAGUAUUCAUCUUGUAUUUUGAAGGGCAGUGCCGAGAAGAAAUAUGGGAAGCAGACGAAAUCAGUUUCAGAAAUAGACGACAAGACUUCCACUACAAAAACGCAAAAAACUAUCCGGUUAUACAGCCAGUAAAGAUUUUCUUGUUGAUUAAUUGUUUAAGGAAAGUUGAACCGAAAAACUCAAUGAAGUCACAAGCAGUGUGAGUUUUUUCCCCUUUCAAAGAGUCUUUCUCGGAGCCGAAUAAAUAUGUUGUUUCCUAGUCUAUCUGAUCAAACUUUCAAUCUUGCAGUGUACGGAAGAAAAGGAAUGAAGAAUACCCAACAAAAAACAGUCGGGAACCGUCCGAAGCAAAAUCUUCAAAUGUCCGACAGUAAGAUUCCAGUUUUUUCAAUGGAGUUAAAACAAAACAAAAAACAAAACAAAACCUGAAGGACUAAAUAAAUCAGGGCGUAUUUUUUUAAGUUUCAGAAAAAAGAAAAUAUCCAAACCGUCUCAUGAAAGCACAAAAUCGACCACACAGUGAGUGCGAAAUAAAAUUUAGUUAUUAAAAUUUGAUCGAAAAAUCAAGAAAACAGAAGCCAAGCCGCGAACAGAGUCGGGACCCAAACAGCUGUCAGCAGUAUGUUUCAUUUGAGUAUAGUGGAAAAAAAGGAGAUUCCGAUAAACUUUUAACACCUUUUGUGAACUUAAAAAGGAGCUUUAGGCUCUUCUUUUUAAGUUCUUUUUUAGGUCAUUCGGACUUUGCCUGUGUAGAACGAUUGAAUACUUAUUAAUUUGCAAGCUUUUUUUAGGUCUUCCUCCGCCAAAAAGGCUUCAUCCGAGAAAGCUGUCGAAGUUGCUAGCCAAGAGUGAGUAUUUUGAAUUUUCUGGAACUAUUUCAAUAUUCCAAUGUGCCGAUUUCAGAAAAGAGGACAAUCUGAAAUCGAGUGAGUCAAUUUUAUACAGAAGGAAACCCUUUUGUUAGACCUUUCGGGAAGACUUCGAGAGUUCGGCAAAAACAUGCGAAAGUUCGUCAACCGUCCUAUCGACGCUUCUAACUUGAAGCGACUCUCAGAAAAAGCGCGAGAAAAACAGAUGAACUCAGCAAAAGUUUAUCCGCUCUAUGGCGAAAUUCUGAAAAAGUGUUCAGAUUGCACCAAGAAGUGGGGAGAGCGUUUUCGUGUCUCGAAAAACCCUACCUGUUCUGGAAAGUGAUGUACUCGGCUUCUUGAUCACCAGAUUUUGAAUUUUUUUUUUGAGCCUGGUCUGGAGAAAACGGCGGAAGAAGAAGAUUUUGAGCAGCCGAAAAGUGACGGAAGAAGCAUCAUGUUGGUCGCCAACAACUUUGACAACAACGGCAAGCUCAUGAUCCGAGGCAUGCCUUUCUGGACUUUUCCUCGUCAACCAACGACUGAAGACCAGGCGAGUGUCGGUUUCAGUAGAGAGCUAUCAGUACUCUGAUAUCAGAGUACUCGUGUGAAUUUUUGCUCUGUGUUGGAAGUUUAUUAGUUACAGAAGGGUAUCGAAGAGUCUGUGGAAGUGGAUGCCGACGUUAUUCUACAAGUUAACGACGGCACAAUAAAACUCAAGAGUAUGCCUUGCAUGCCGUAAGUCUUUCAUUUUGUGCAGAAAUUGACUUUCAGUUAGCCAAUGAUAUUCCUUUCAUUCAUAACAUUUUAGUUUGAUUUCGGGUCUUACAAAGCGAUUUAAAGUAUUGAAUGAAAAUCAAAUCUCGCCAGUACAAGGCCUGGACUCACAAUGAAACUUCUAAGUGAAGGUUACUAGAUGCGAUAGUUCAUGUUGAUUCCGAAUCUGAGCUCACGAGCGUCUUUGAAUCCGAUUAGGAGCAAAAAUACUGCUUGAAGCAGAAAAUACUUAUGAGAAAAAAUAUUAGAGAAUUGUCUCUUGAAGGAUCUCUCUUGACCCAUUGGCGGAGGUAGAUGUUCUAAAAAGACGAGACAAGUCAUUUUUCAACCGCGACGUCAUCUUCGCCAACACACUUCGCUCGACAAUCAACCUCUGCGGUAAAUUUUUUCAUUUUUUAUCGAAAACGGUUCUCAGAAACGAUAACCGUUCUCACCGACGAGAAAUCACGCGCUGAGCGACCGAAGAAGCUGCUCAUUUCGGAGCCCGUCAAAGCAAAAGUAUAUCAGAAGAACAGCGUCAGAAUGCUUUCAGAGUUAUCUUAUAAAGUGAUAAAUUUUCAGAAAGAUAAGUUCAAAGUUCGAGAAGAAAAGUUUGCUCCGUGCAUGUUUGACAAAAUGGAAAGUGAAACGCGAAGAAAAAAGAGGCGAAAAAAAGUUCCAACGGUGGAAUGACAACGGGGAUUUUCGUGGUUGAGAAAUAUUGUAAUAAAUUUUUUUUUUCUCGCAACGACUUUAUAUCGAUUGGAUAAAUUUAAUAUUUCUAACUCCAUUUUCGUCUAUUCUAGCUUUUUCCUGUUUUUCAGAGGUUUCGAGCUGAAAUCUUCACGAACCAGUUCAUAAAUCACAAAAAGAAGUGCGAUGCUCCAAAGUUGAAGCCUGGAAUGCUUCAAAAAGCCUUUUUUCACAGAACAUCAACGCCCGGCUGCUCCGAACCGUUCUCAGCAACUGUUUUCAGACGCGGCUGAUAAUCCUAGCGUUUCUGUUCUCGUUGUGCUUCGCGUCGAUCUGUUUGUUCUGCCAUCGACUGCAUCCGACUCCUUUGCUCGUUUCUUUUCCGCAAUUUCGUCAAGGGGCCACUCUUGAGCAUCCUGUACUACGCCAUGUUGUUUUCAACACUUUCUCUCGCCUUUCUCGUACUUUCUCUAGAUGUGUCCGUGGCGGAAGAAGUUGGUAAGCUUUUUCGGAUACCGAGAGAAAUCUUCAAUUGAUAUCGUGUAUCUACUUGUGUACUUCAAUGGUUUUUCUAAAUGGAAGUAGGUAAUCGAUACAAUUAUUUUGGCUCGUAGAAGUUAGAAUCGAAUAACACUCAAAUUCAUAUAAAUUUGAUCGAACUCAAAACUUUUGCAGACAGUUUGUGGUGCCAGCAGGGCGAGCGAAAAACUUACAAGCCGAUCCAAUGUCCCGAGCAAACAGUCGAGUGCUUCAAGUUCGUGUGUUCCGGCAUAGAAGGUAGUAAUACUAUUUAAUAAUUGCCUUUUUUAUAUUCUUUUGAAGUUGCUUUUAAAAUAAUUUUGUUUGUAAAAUUAAAAGUUCUCUAGAUCUAACAAACAUUUUAUUUUUUUGAAACAUUUUGAAGCACGUACUUUUGUUUUAAAUAGCCCUUUGAAAUCUUAUCAAUGAUAGUCCAGAACAUUAAACCAACUAUUUGAAUAUCUAGAUGAAAAAAUAAAUGGAAACUUAAAAAGACUAAAGAAAAUAUUUUCUUGGUUUUUCAAGUUCAAGGACCGCAAUCAAAACAUUAAAACACCUGAAAUUAAAUUGUAUGCACAGUUCGGAAGCUGAGAACUUUUAGUUUCAUAAAUUAUUCAAUCGAUUUAAAAUCCAUCAGAUAAAAUCAAGUUUUUGGCAAAAAUAGUUGUGCCUAAAAAGUUUAACAGAAAGCACUUCGAAUAAAUUUUUCCACACGGCUUUUUUUUGGAUUGAGUUUGAACAUUUUGAGAGGCAAAAUAAAAUAAAAACGUGUUCAGAAGGGUUCAACACGCGUGGCUGCGGAGUGUCGGUGCUGACGACGGCGGCGGGAUUGCCCGAGGAGAGCUGCCAUCAGGCUCAGUCCGUCUGCGAGCAGCUCGGCGGCAACUCCUCCUGUUCCCUUUGUCACGACAAGCAUCUCUGCAACAGCUCUUUUCUUUCUGUUCCCUUCUUGGCGGCUCCGCUGCUCAUGCUCAUAAAGUUAUUAUUUUGAACUUCUUUCUUGCAGAAGCAACAGUUUCGGAAAUUCUUAGAUUUUCUGAGAUUUCACAGAUACCAUCCAGAAGCGUCUUGUCCAAGUGCCAAGAAGUCGCAUGAGGCCUGA